Messenger RNA from Cladophialophora psammophila CBS 110553, 912 nucleotides. RefSeq lists its product as uncharacterized. Bases 1 to 912 code for a protein of 303 amino acids. Lineage: Eukaryota; Fungi; Ascomycota; Eurotiomycetes; Chaetothyriales; Herpotrichiellaceae. The transcript has a single exon. The record is from RefSeq and is a predicted model, not a curated record.
AUGGGCAACACUUCCAGCACCAGAGCAGCACCGAGAAGACGUGGCUUCGGCGAAAUGAUCUCUACGUGCUUCGAUGUGGUCGAUAGGAGUGCAAGAUUCUUCGGCACAGCAGAGAGACUGAUGCCUUCACUCCUGACCAUGUCAAAGCAUGCUGGAUAUCUUCUGGGUUUCAGCACAUUCCUCGCAGGCGUCGGCGUCGUCACACAGGGCGCAGGUGUUCUCACACAGUACCUGCAGACGAGACAGAUGAUAGCGGAGGUUCGUGGCAUUCACGAAGAAUUGGUGGCUGGGACAGGUCUCUCGGCCGACCAAUUCGCCUCCAGAGUUUACGAGUACAUCAAAAUGAAGACUAAACAGACCUCCGGGCACAAAAGGAAACAUCUUUACUUUGUGUAUCACCCGGACACCGAUUGGCACCCCCGCUUUGCGGCUCUCACGGCAGACGAAGAACUCGCCGAUUCCUUCAUGGGGCUAUGUGAAGACUUGGAUUUCUUGUGCCUGUGGAUGCAGUAUCUCCGAGUCCGGUUCAAGUUUUCAAGUGAAUGGGGCUCGCGUCCGAUCUUCCAUCUGCUGAUGCCUGCUUAUCGCCCGCAGGUCAUUGAAGAGCCGAUAACCUUUGCACAAUCGUUGCAGCCUCUUCAUAUUCACGGUCUCAUCCAUAACAAGUUUCCGUGGGUGGCAUUAAACUUAUUCGAUGCCGACCUGGAGAAGCUUGAUGGAAUUCGUAUCUGGCGGCCCGACAAAAGUUGGUGGGAACGAAUUUCUGGCUCCCAAUCAGACCAACAUCCGAGAAUUCUCGGUCUUACCCAACAAGAGCUCGAUGAGAUCUUCGAAAAUGAAAUCAAUAUACGCCGGGUCCGAAGAAGAAGGGGUGGCAGAGGUAUACCACGAAGAUUUAGGCAAUUCGCCUGA